AUGAUGGAGGUGGAAAAGCGCUACCAUGAGGAUGUUUUAAUUUUUUUCUCCAUCGACAUGCUGGAGGGAAUCCUGGAGCUUUUUAAACACGCGAGGCAUUUGAAGGGGGGGGGACAUCGAAUUAUGUCUCUGGGCAACUGCGAGUUGGUUUUCAACUCAGGCGACUGCUCGGUGAGGGAGCGGCGGCAAAGCGAGGAGAAACCGCUAACUGGGGAGGAGCCGCCAACUGGGGAGGAGCAACAUGGGAAAUCGCCGCUAAGCGGGGCAUCGCCGCCAACUGGGGAGGGCAGGAAGCGCGGCGCCCCCCUGUUUAAGAACAAACACGUGAGCGACGAGCAGGAACUCAUCGGCGAGGAGAUAGCCAAGUGCCUGUACGGAGGCCGCACCCCCGCCAAAGGCGCACACAAGCACAAACUGGUAACAGCCGUGGUGAUACAAGCCAUCCUGUUCGCCAACAGAAUAGGGUUGGACGUGCACAAGCUCAAUUUGUUGCUCUCCAUCAUCCUUAUGACUAUGCGUAGGAUUGGAGACAAUGUGAAGGAAAAGAAAGGGAGAAAAAAAAAAACUAUCAACUAUUUCUCCCAUUUGAUGAGUAAGAAUGUAUGCUACGGUUGGGUGGAAAACCCAACGGGGGAAGGCCAUUUGAACAGAGACGUUCCCCAACAGGGGGGAUGCACCUCCGUCGAGGGUGAGUCCUGCUCCAUGAGUGGCAACAAUUUCGUGAGGCCCUCCAACGGGGAUGGCAGCAAAGCGGAGGAACACACCACGUCUAUCAAACAACCCACCGGCGUUAAUAUGAAAAAAAAAACAGGAGCACACAAAGAGAAGGCGAAUGGAAUGGGCACCAAUGACGCAAUAAACAAACAAACGGAAGACAAGGAAGAAACACCUCCCCUCGAGGCAGAUGAACAUAGGCCAGUCUGCACACAGGUUAUCCUCUUCGAAUUUGAAGAAGCCAAAAAGAUAAUAAAAUAUAUUUUUGAGAAUAUUUUUUCCAUUUACAGUAUGAUUGAAUAUCUUUUUUUGUUUUCCCCUGUUUGUGUGCAUGUGGUUUAUGGGGGUGGUUUUUCCGCAGCGUCUCCGCCCGGGUGUUUGUUCGCCUCGGAUGAGUUGAAGCUUGGUGAAGCGGCUAAUCCGCAUGAUGAGCAGGGGGUGGGCCGCUUCAACGGGGCUGAAGACGACGAGUUGGCAACGAAUAUCUUCAUAAAGGAGGCCCUGGAUGUGCCCCUCUCCGUUUUGAAUAAGUUCUACGCAAGUGUCGACCAGCUGCGGCGCAAGAUGGAUGAAGUUCUGGUGUGAGAGGAGUGGUUUGCGCCUGGCGGGGAGAGACACCAUGUGGGUGAAGGGCUCAGCUGCGUACACACAUAUGGGGGUGGGUGGGUGUAACCCCAACUGGAAAAGUGGCGCCUACCAUUUGGUGUCUCUCCAGGGGGUGCUAGUGGUGGUGACUCCCCUUACAUUUGCGUCACGAAGGGGAGCACUCCACAACGGUUGCGAAUGAGCGGCGUGACGGUGGAAAAAUAAAAUAAAAAUAAAACUUCCUUUUUCCUUUUCUCCACUUGGCCGCUCAACCUUUCUUUACUUGGAGAGGUAUCCCCUUCGCGGGGGCUCCCCCCUGUGAGCGACUUGCAAGGAGUACCAGUUAACCGCGCCGACGAGGGGGCGGGCGCGAAAUGCGUUAAAAGGGGAAAAAAAAAUAAAAAAAAUAAAAUAAUAAACACAAUUAACACAAUGAAGGACCAUAAAAGACAGUGAAUGAACACGCUGCACUAACGCGCCGUGGUGGAGGCACGACAGACCCGCCGCUCUCCCCCCCCGAUCAGGCGUCGUAGGGGGACAGCUGCAACGGGAAAAAGCUGCUAUUGUAGUGAAUGCGCGACUUGAUCCACAGGGACAUCAUAUUCAUCUUCGUGUCCUUCACGUCCACCGGCUUCGGAAACAGGGAGUUAUACGCGUAAUCGAUUUUGGACCGCUCCACUUCAUCCGCACUCAAAUAAUUUUGCACAUUCUUCAGUACUCUUGAGUCAAACCAGGAGAAGUUGUUAAAGCACUCAUUCAUCAUGUUGGUGUCGUUCCACUCGGAGGACAUUUCGUAGGCCGUCAUCAUUUUUAGGUCUCCUAGGAGUAAGUUUAAGUUGUUUCCGUUAAGGUUUUUUUUUUCUUCCUCUACCCUUUUUAUAUUAGCAUCACUACUGCCGCUACCGCCACUGCCGAGGCCGCCACCGAAACCGCUGCUGAUAUCCUCGCCCAUACUUCCUUGUGGCGGUUAACCUUUCGUAGCUUUGUCAGGAGGGUUUCUCUGUUGCUUCGUACAGGAUGCAUAAAAUACACGUGGGGGGGGAAAGAAAAGUGGAAAGGAAAGGGAAAAGUAAAGGCAAAGGAAAGGCAAAGGAAAGGCAAAGGAAAGGCAAAGGAAAGGCAAAGGAAAGGCAAAGGAAAGGCAAAGGUGAAAGGCAAAGGUGAAAGGCAAAGGUGAAAGGCAAAGGUGAAAGGCAAAGGUGAAAGGCAAAGGUGAAAGGAAAUUAAUUGGGGAGGAACUUCUCCUUCUUCCGCGUUCAACCGCCCGGCGAGUGUUCGCGCGUGAAAUUAAGGUGCGCUUGGGUGUGCCGUUAGCUCGUCAGGUUUCUCCGCGUUUACCACGUUUACCACGUUUACCACGUUUACCACGUUUACCACGUUUACCACGUUCAUCACGUUUGUCGCGUUUGCCACGUUUGCCACGUUUACCUCUUAAUGACGCUCCU
Plasmodium vivax (malaria parasite P. vivax) is the source of this 2744-nucleotide messenger RNA. RefSeq lists its product as hypothetical. The record is from RefSeq and is a predicted model, not a curated record. The transcript has 3 exons. NCBI's taxonomy places the organism in Eukaryota, Apicomplexa, Aconoidasida, Haemosporida, Plasmodiidae. The coding region runs from base 1 to 1299 and encodes 432 amino acids.